Messenger RNA from Exophiala spinifera, 2109 nucleotides. RefSeq lists its product as uncharacterized. The record is from RefSeq and is a predicted model, not a curated record. The transcript has a single exon. The coding region runs from base 1 to 2109 and encodes 702 amino acids. NCBI's taxonomy places the organism in Eukaryota, Fungi, Ascomycota, Eurotiomycetes, Chaetothyriales, Herpotrichiellaceae.
AUGGCUGAAGAUCCCCAGCCUCUGACUCUGCAACAACGCAUUGCGGCAUUGAACGCUGCUCAUGUUGGUCGAGUGCCAGGAGAGCCUCCUCGACCCUCGCCGUCUCACCCUCCGCCGAUCCCCAACAGGCGGCCUGUCAUUGUCAAACAGAACACCUUCAACAAUCCUCCAGAAAGCCUCCAUGGUUCUGUCACCGACCGCAAUGUUGGCAAUCAGCCUGCGCCGCCCCCUGCAGCGAAGAAACCGCCCCCUCCCCUUCCGAUUAGAAACAACUCGCUGGACGAGCAGAGGCGGGGCUCGGUAGCCUCGACUACCUCGAAUGGCACAGUGGACACAGUAUCUUCAAUCACGGCCACUCAACGAGGAAAGUCAACGGAUUCCCUGAGUCGAGUUAAAGCACCAGCAUGGGGAGAGUCCGAACUACCUCCCUUGCCUCCACGAGGUGCACCCCCCCAGCCUCUGACCAGAAAGUACUCAGACGAGAAACCCAAAUAUGUCAAUCGAGCGCCAGGUUGCACGACUGCCACGACCCCAGCCUCCACGCGAGAAGUCAAACCUGGUCCACCAUCAAGACCUUCCCUUCCCCCAAGACUACCUUCCAGAAAGAGCGUGAACGAAGGGCAUGACCAUGCUGCAGAAAGUCCUGGCUUUAAGCUGCCCCCGAUUCCCACCACGGCGGCUCUUGAGAAGGCAAAGAGAGCCGCAUUUCCUAAGACUGCUCAAAAACAGAUCGCUCACGUGGAGGUGGUUUCGCUCGUUGAACCUCAUGUCCCCAUGGACCAGAACAACAUGGCUUUACAACAUCGAACUGACGCCGAUGUCCACGCAAGAGACACAGUCAAUCUACCAAUAAGAGAUGUCAUUUCCUCAUUCGCAAAGAGCAAGCUGCAGUCGCAACAGCACGCCCCAGUCGCACCGCCCCCCGUGCCCCUAUCGUCAAGACCAGACCUAUCAGCCAUACAAGCGACCAAACCCAAGGUCUCCGCUGCAAACACAGCUGCAACUACCACACCAUCUAAUGUAUGUCUGACGUGUCGGGACUUCUCGGGCCCUGACCACCAAGCCACUCUUUUCCCAAGAACUCAAGUCACAUCCUUACAGACACUCGCCCAUCAAUUAACGUCGUCGUUCCCUUCUCCCACUGAUAAAGCUCGCGCCAUCUUCACUUGGCUUCAUUACAACAUUGCAUAUGAUGUGGUGGCUUUCUUCGGAAACAACGUGAAGCCCUCGAGCCCGCAGUCGACUCUCCAAAGUGGCUUGGCUGUGUGUGAAGGCUAUGCUGCUCUCUUCACCAACAUCGCUACCUAUGCUGGACUAGAGUCUGUUGUGAUUGGCGGGCAUGGCAAGGGCUACGGUUUCUCAGCACUCGCACCUGGCGCACCUCUCCCGCCUUACAGCACAGGCCAUGCUUGGAACGCUGUUAAGAUCGAUAACGGAGAAUGGAAGUUGAUUGAUUGUUGCUGGGGAGCUGGCCAUGUCCAAGGGGCCGGACAACCGUACAUCCAGAAAUUCAGUCCAGAGUUCUUCGCAAUGAGUAAUGAAGAAUUUGCCAUCAAGCAUUUCCCCGCAAACGGUGAUCAGUUUUUUCUUCCGGGAGGUCGACGGAUGUCAUGGGAGGAAUACAUUGUCAUUGACCCAGCCUGCUGGCCAGAUGGCGUCGAAGGCCCGACGGUGUUCACAAACGCGAAAGAGGACUACUCGAUCGGCGAGAAGUCUUUCUACCCUAGAGCGAGGAGAAUCAAUGUGCGACAAACAGGCAUGAUCCGGUUUCAGUUCAGUCUCUUCUGUCCGCACUGGACUCUGGACAGACACACGCGCAAAGGGCCUCCUCCCGUCUUUAUCGUGUCAGUCGAAGGCGUCGAUGGCCGCCACAAGGAUCUUAUUCCCAUGGAAUAUUAUCCCGGACCCAAUGGCCAAGGUGGCGAUACCUGGCUCGUGGAUAUACCUGCUCGGGAACUGGGUGCCCCGGGCCAGCGUAUUACUCUGUUUGCAGUGACGACUUUUGGGGACAGACAGGACGCACGCGGUUUGACGGUGCAGGAGUUUCUGAACGGCAAGGGUCGUGUUGGUAUGGGAUUCGUCGGCGUAGCUGCCUGGGACCUGGUUUGA